This is a messenger RNA of Sardina pilchardus (European sardine), 1681 nucleotides long. RefSeq names its product internexin neuronal intermediate filament protein, alpha b (gene inab). The coding region runs from base 1 to 1470 and encodes 489 amino acids. The transcript has 3 exons. Gene Ontology annotation, molecular function: structural constituent of postsynaptic intermediate filament cytoskeleton. Gene Ontology annotation, biological process: intermediate filament organization. Gene Ontology annotation, cellular component: cytoplasm; intermediate filament; postsynaptic intermediate filament cytoskeleton. NCBI's taxonomy places the organism in Eukaryota, Metazoa, Chordata, Actinopteri, Clupeiformes, Clupeidae. The record is from RefSeq and is a predicted model, not a curated record.
AUGAUGAGCUACGGAUCUGAUAUCUACUCUGCCUCCUCUUACAGGAAGAUAUUCGGGGACUCUCCCCGGUACUCUUCCCCAUCCCGGAUGAUGAGCGGCAUGAGCGGCUCAUCCCGCAGCGGGUACCGGUCCCAAUCCGCCUCCCGCACCGGCUCAUCCCUGACUUCCUACAAGAGGAACACGCGUCAAAACUACUCGCUGAUGCCCAUUGAGAACUUUGAUCUGUCCCAAAGUUCCGUGCUCAACAAUGAGUUCAAAAUCAUCCGCACCAACGAGAAGGAGCAGAUGCAGGGUCUCAACGACCGCUUCGCGAUGUUCAUCGACAAGGUCCGCAACCUGGAGCAGCAGAACAAGGUCCUGGAGACGGAGCUGGUGACGCUGCGCCAGCGGCAGACCGAGCCGUCGCGCCUGGCGGACCUGUACCAGCAGGAGAUCCGCGAGCUGCGCUCGCAGAUCGAGGAGCUGAACGGCGAGAAGUCCCAGGUGAUGAUCGAGCGCGACGGCAUCGAGGACGACCUGCAGAAGCUCCGGGGCAAGUACGAGGACGAGGUGCACGCCCGCGAGCAGGCGGAGGACACGCUCAAGGUGUUCAAGAAGGACGUGGACGACGCCACCAUGGUGCGCCUGGACCUGGAGAAGAAGGUCGAGUCCCUCCUGGACGAGAUCAACUUCCUCAGGAAAGUGCACGAAGAGGAGGUGGCCGAGCUGAUGAACAUGAUCCAGGCGGCGCAGGUGUCCGUGGAGAUGGAGGUGGCCAAGCCCGACCUCACCUCCGCCCUCAAGGAGAUCCGCGAGCAGUACGACUGCGUGGCGGCGAAGAACUUGCAGUCGGCCGAAGAGUGGUACAAGUCCAAGUUCGCCGACCUCAGCGACCAGGCCACGCGCAGCAACGAGGCCAUCCGCGCCAGCCGCGAGGAGAUCAACGAGUUCCGCAGGCAGCUGCAGUCCAAGACCAUCGAGAUCGAGAGCAUGCGGGGAACCAACGAGUCCUUGGAGAGGCAAAUCCGCGAAAUGGAGGAUAGGCACAAUUCCGAAAUCAUGGGCUUCCAGGAUUCCGUUGGCCAGCUGGAGAAUGAGCUGAGGACCACUAAGAGUGAGAUGGCCCGUCACCUGAGGGAGUACCAAGACCUGCUGAAUGUCAAGAUGGCCCUGGAUAUUGAAAUUGCUGCAUACAGGAAACUGCUGGAAGGGGAGGAGACCCGCAUCAGCACGGGCAUCAACUUCCCCAUGCCUUCCUCCGGCGGCGGCGGCAGCCAGAGCUACGGCUACCAGACCCGCAUGUACACCAGCGGCGGCGGCUCCGGCUCCGGCAAGUCCAAGAAGGACAAGCAGCAGGACGAGGACCAGCAGCAGCAGAGCCAGAGCAAGUCCAGCAGCAAGCGGGAGAUGUACGAGGAGACCGUCAUCUCCACCAAGAAGAUGGAGAAGCAAGACACCAGCGACGUGAACAACCUCAGCCAGAAGAACUAAGACAGCAAAUGACCACAAUAACAGCAACAAAGAGCAACUGAAAAAAAAAACACCCCGCCACCUUCUCUUUUCUCUUCUCUUCUGCUCUGUCCUCCCUUGUUCUGUCCAUUCCUCUCCUCUCCUCUCCUCCCCCUCCCUCUCACUGUUCCCUAUCCCUCCCUCUUUCCUCAGGGGUUGUCACAGAGAGGAAUCCAGUGUGUAGACGGUCACU